Messenger RNA from Pediculus humanus corporis (human body louse), 936 nucleotides. RefSeq names its product mitochondrial 2-oxoglutarate/malate carrier protein, putative. The coding region runs from base 1 to 936 and encodes 311 amino acids. The record is from RefSeq and is a predicted model, not a curated record. Lineage: Eukaryota; Metazoa; Arthropoda; Insecta; Psocodea; Pediculidae. The transcript has 4 exons. Gene Ontology annotation, biological process: malate transmembrane transport; succinate transmembrane transport; thiosulfate transport. Gene Ontology annotation, molecular function: sulfate transmembrane transporter activity; thiosulfate transmembrane transporter activity; succinate transmembrane transporter activity.
AUGGCUCAAGAACCAAGUAAAACAACUCCUAAUUAUAUUAAAUUUGCUUUUGGAGGGCUGUCAGGUAUGGCAGCCACAUUUUUUGUACAACCACUUGACUUAAUCAAAAAUCGAAUGCAAUUAAGUGGUAUGGAUGGAAAAGUAAAAGAAUACAAGACAAGUUUUCAUGCUUUUUCAAGUAUUUUAAAAAAUGAAGGAAUAAUAGCUAUGUAUUCAGGUCUUUCUGCUGGACUCCUCAGACAAGCCACUUAUACAACUACUAGACUUGGAGUGUAUACAUGGUUAUUUGAAAAUUACACUAGUAAAGAUGGAGUUCCCCCUGGAUUUUUGGUUAAAGCUGCCAUAGGAAUAGCUGCUGGUGCUUCUGGAGCAUUCAUUGGGACACCUGCUGAGGUUGCCCUUAUUCGAAUGACUGCAGAUGGCAGAUUACCCAUUGCGGAACGAAGAAACUAUAAAAAUGUUUUUGAUGCUUUAUUGAGAAUUGUAAAAGAAGAAGGAUUAUUUACGCUUUGGAGAGGAGCAGUACCUACAAUGGGUAGAGCAAUGGUUGUCAACGCAGCUCAGUUGGCAUCUUAUUCCCAAGCAAAACAAUACCUAAUAAGUACUACAUAUUUCAAAGAUGACAUAUUGUGUUACUUUAUGAGUAGUAUGAUAUCUGGAUUAGUUACUACCGCAGCAUCAAUGCCAGCUGAUAUAGCUAAAACUAGAAUACAAAACAUGAAAACAAUUAAUGGUAAACCGGAAUACACUGGAGCAGGUGAUGUUUUGAUCAAAGUAAUAAAAAAAGAAGGUAUUUUUGCUCUCUGGAAAGGUUUUACCCCGUAUUAUGCCCGAUUAGGUCCUCACACUGUUUUAACAUUUAUUUUUCUCGAACAAAUAAAUAAAUACUACAAGUUGUUUGUUCUGGGAGAGAAAAAUACUAAAGGAUCAAUUUAA